AUAGAUAGAUAGAUAGAUAGAUAUUCAUAAUCGGAGACGAAUUUGAGUGAUAGAAAGUCAUGUUGGAUCUUAAUCUCAGUGUUGUCCACAAUGAAAACUCCAUGGCGAUUACAGAGAAGUUUCCAGAUGGUUCAGGGGGCCAAAUGGACGAGUCAGGGACGUCGAAUUCCUCAAUAGUGAAUGUCGAAGUUUCGAGCAAUGCCGGCGACGACGAUGACUCCUGCUCGACACGCGUCCCCGGACGAGACAUCUUCGCCUUCAAUUUCGGCAUCAUGAAGCUCGGAGGCGAGUGCAACGACAACACUACUGAGGAAGGCAAAGAGGAUCGAAUGACUCAGUCUGAGUUUGUGACUCGUCAGCUUUUCCCUGUGAGCGGGGACCCUGGAUUGACCGUGGGGCAGAGUUUGGCACCGUCGCCGGGCGCGUUGUUGAGGCCUAAUUUGGUAGAUCUCUCCUUCGGUCAAGCUAGCUCUGGUGGCUUACAAGAGGUGAGAGUCCUACAACCACAACAACAGCAGGUAAAGAAGAGUAGACGAGGACCGAGGUCUCGGAGCUCACAAUACAGAGGAGUGACGUUCUACAGAAGAACUGGAAGAUGGGAAUCGCAUAUCUGGGACUGCGGGAAACAAGUGUAUUUGGGUGGAUUUGACACUGCUCAUGCUGCGGCCAGAGCUUAUGACCGUGCUGCAAUUAAGUUCCGGGGUGUUGAUGCAGACAUAAACUUUAAUCUCAGUGACUAUGAAGAGGAUCUGACACAGACAAAGAAUCUGACCAAAGAAGAAUUUGUGCACAUACUCCGCCGCCAGAGCACUGGUUUCUCAAGGGGGAGCUCAAAGUAUAGAGGAGUGACUCUGCACAAAUGUGGCAGAUGGGAAGCUCGAAUGGGACAGUUUCUUGGCAAAAAGUAUAUAUAUCUUGGGCUAUUCGACAGCGAAAUAGAAGCUGCAAGGGCUUACGACAAGGCAGCUAUCCAAUAUAACGGAAGGGAGGCAGUCACGAACUUUGAGCCAAGUACUUAUGACGGGGAGACAAUAUCUGAGGUCAAUGGUGGAGGUGGCGACCACAAUCUUGAUCUGAACUUGGGGAUUUCAACCCCGUCUUCUGGAGAUGGUCCAAAGGAUAAUAAAAAUUCAGGGCAUCUGCAAUUUCACCCUUACGGCAUUCAGGAUGCAAGGAGAUCAAAUAUGAAGAAUCCCUCUACAACUACAAUAGGGAAUCCUACUCUUGAAGGACUAGCAAUGACAUCCGAGCACUGUCCCUUAUGGACUGGUGGCGUAUAUCCUAACUUCUUUCCUAGUUACGAGGAAAGAGCAACAGAAAAAAGAAUUGAAGUGGGUUCUUCUCAAGGACCGCCAAACUGGGUUUGGCAAAUGCAUGGUCGGGUCACCCCUACCCAAAUGGCGACGUUCUCUACUGCAGCAUCAUCAGGAUUCUCAUCUGUGUCUACUACUGCUCUCUCUGCUUCCAUUCAUCCAUCAAAUCCUCCUAAUCCAACGGCCCUUAAUCUCUGUUUUUCCUCAUCUGCCACAGCAAGCGGCAACCCUCAAUACUACUACCAAAUGAGGCCACUGCAACCACCACCAUAAUCAGUCUUUCCUCUGUAUCAAGGGCAGGUAGGCAGGCAUAAAAAUGCCUUUUCAAUUUGUUUUUAUGUUUCAAAUAUUGAUUGAUAUAUACACCAAGAACAGGCUUGACCUUGGUAAAAAACCAUUACCAUACUAUGUAGACAAAUUGCUAUUUUCUUGGUCUAUAUGGGCAUUAUUACAUCAUGGCAUGUUCAACUAUGAGAUUUUGUUCAUUUUGAGCCUUGUUCAUGCGAUUGGCUUUAUCUGAUGUGCUGUCUCAAGAGGAAGGAAAAUUAUAUUCUUCAGGGCU
This is a messenger RNA of Camellia sinensis, 1875 nucleotides long. Its product is annotated as ethylene-responsive transcription factor RAP2-7. NCBI's taxonomy places the organism in Eukaryota, Viridiplantae, Streptophyta, Magnoliopsida, Ericales, Theaceae. Gene Ontology annotation, biological process: regulation of DNA-templated transcription. The record is from RefSeq and is a predicted model, not a curated record. Gene Ontology annotation, molecular function: DNA binding; DNA-binding transcription factor activity.